CCACUCAAUACCGGGUGAUGAAAAGUGACAGCAAACGGCGCAACCUCGCUAGUGCGUAAGAGUGUAUAAAUAAUUGAACUCGCGGUCGCCUGUCGGAGUAAACAAAUUUCGUAGUGAAAUGAGUCAGAGAUCAAGGUACAACGGCUGCGAUGCCUGAAGAGAGGGGCGGCGAGGGAAGAGAAUAAAAGAAAGAGAGAGUGACGGGGAGGGAGGAACACAAAGCCAUAGGGCAGCUGAAGGGAAGCUUGGCGUCCAGUCGCGACGAUCGCGUGGAGUAAGUGUCAAACGGACUUUCGGUUUUGCUUUGUCGUAUAUCUCACGUCGGCCGGGGCCACCUGUCAAUUCACGGCUGUGACAUUGAUCUUGAGACACGCACUGCGCAUUCACAGGAACCAAGGGGUUAUUCGUCUUAUCCAUGAGAAGGAGAUCUCGAUUCAAUCGCAACCAUGUACACGGAACUCUCGGACCAGUUUUACCGAAUUCAAGCUGUCGAUCGCGCACGUAAGAUACCCAGCGUGAACUACUUGUGGGACAAAUCCACGGAGGUGUACGAACGUGUGAAAGGCACGAAUACCUUUGUAAAUUGGGCCUUUGACACAGUCGAGAGUGUAGUGAAUACGAUGAUAGAGAAGUCCCUGCCAGUCGCUCGAUUGAUGGAGAAACCAAUUUAUACGCUGGAUAAAACAUUGUGUCAAGGUAUUGAUUUUGUCGAAGUAAACCUGCCAAUAAUCAAAGAAGAACCCAAACAGAUAUUAAAUCGCACGAAAUCUAUGGUAUCUGAACGUCUCCGCCCUGCGGUUAAAACUUUUACCGACUUGAAGCAAGAAACCAAGCAGAGAGUAAGGGUUAUGACUUUACUUACGUAUUACAAGGUCCAUUACCUACGUAUCUACAGCUGGCAACAAGCCGACAAGGUCAUGUCAACUGAAACCGGUAUCAAUAUUUUAAAGACUGUUGACAAUACCACUGAUUUUGCUGAAGUUAUGUUGGACAAGUAUCUACCUCCACCGGAGGAAGAAACGUACAUUGAUGCAGAGCGGUAUUUAUGUAGCGAACACGUUAAGCUGCAUCAUACAAUGGAAAGACUAAGCGAAUUCAGUACUCGAGCAUACAAACGUAUUUACUACGCGUUAAUGGAGAGGUUGCAGCACAUGUAUAAGAUAGAAAUACUUGUUUUGGUAAUAUACGCACUUCUGGUUAUCCAUGCGAUCAAGUCCUUGGAAUGGAUAGUGAAUUUAAUUUUUAAGUUAUUCAGCGACUGCCUCUUUUCGUCUUAGAGACACGCUCUAGUCUGCUUUAAUCGCAUAUGCGAUAGCACUUAAGAAACCAGUCUAUUUUUGUCAGUUUUACACAAAAAUUAUGUUCCGACAUCAGUAUAUUUUACUUGCAAACUGCGAAUUUUACUUAAUGCGGCCGUCGUGAAAUGUGUGACCA
Vollenhovia emeryi is the source of this 1434-nucleotide messenger RNA. RefSeq names its product lipid storage droplets surface-binding protein 2-like. The transcript is spliced from 4 exons. Gene Ontology annotation, cellular component: lipid droplet; cytosol. The record is from RefSeq and is a predicted model, not a curated record. NCBI's taxonomy places the organism in Eukaryota, Metazoa, Arthropoda, Insecta, Hymenoptera, Formicidae. Gene Ontology annotation, biological process: lipid storage; positive regulation of triglyceride storage. Bases 447 to 1277 code for a protein of 276 amino acids.